Messenger RNA from Phaeodactylum tricornutum CCAP 1055/1, 1329 nucleotides. RefSeq lists its product with no specific name. Gene Ontology annotation, molecular function: zinc ion binding. The record is from RefSeq and is a predicted model, not a curated record. The transcript has a single exon. Lineage: Eukaryota; Bacillariophyta; Bacillariophyceae; Surirellales; Neidiaceae. The coding region runs from base 1 to 1329 and encodes 442 amino acids.
AUGGGAGUCCGCCGACCCUCGUCCACCGGGUCAUUCAGCGCUAGCACCACAAACAUGCGAAGGAAGUUGUUGCCAUUCAAUCCGGUGGGACGCAGCAGUAUGUUGUGUUCGACGGAAUUCAAUCCUUUGCAAACGUUGGUUUGGAACGCAACCUCGGGAUUUUAUGACGUUCCAGACAACACGAUCAACACUACGAAUACUACGGCUAGUACAACGAAUGCUGUUGGUGGAAACACUGGACAACGGUGGCUACAAUCCUUGUUUUCGUGGACCAACGAGGACGAAUCGUUACAAAAUUCCGAGGACGUCAGCGGCAUUCACAGCCGUUCACGUCGCGACGCUCCUAUUCAAACGGAACAAUCGUCCCGUCUCUGGACGAGCCACAAGGCGGACUAUGAUUACCAGGGACGUGUGGAUUCUUACGUGCCUCAUCGCCGUUUGGAGGAUCCACCGACACCGGUCUUGUACGGCCGUCAGUGUUUGUGCUCCCCGCUCCCCGACACCUACUGCCCCAUCGGGGCGCACCACUGCAAGAUUGCCUUUACCGACGCCUCGGCUCGCCGGGAUAUCUUCGAAAUAUCUUGCGCCGCCGAUAGCAAAGACUCCUUUGUUCGCUUCGUUGUGCCCCUCAUGUUUUUCUUCUGGUUCCUCGUACUCUGUAGCUGCGUCUACUCGCCCAAGGGUGCCUACGCACGAGGAUACCUCCAGCGCGUUGUCUUUUGCUGGCAGACACCCCGGUACGAACAAGCCCUGCAGGAAAAUCUGGAUCGCAUCGUACGACGCAAUCGCCAACGCCGCGAAGCACAGGCCCGGAUUCGAAGGCGGACGGUCGCGAGCCACCGUGUGGUUCUGGGACGCGAUCGCCCUCCCGGCACGGACUCCUUAUACCCACCGCAGUUGGAUCACAGCCGUCCCGGUCGUCGUGUCGGUAGCCCUGUUGUUACCCACACUACGGAUCCACCGACGGAACUUCCACCCGCAGACGUGGAUUGGACGGCUCAAGCCGGUAUGGAACUGGUCCAACGGUCCGUGGUGGUCUUACGCACCCGGCGGUACCGGGAUCGACCGACGGUCCACCAGUCCAGUGACCAUGCCGACGCGGCGCAGCAGGAAACGGCACCGCACGAUGACGUGUGUGCCAUUUGUCUCAACGCCUUUGCCGACGCCGAUCGUGUGGGUGACUUGCAGUGCCAACACGUCUUUCACGUCGACUGCCUCAAGUCGUGGAUUCAACAUAAAAAUCACUGUCCCUUGUGCAAGGCGGAUGAUCUCGCCACUCCUCCCGAAGCACCGCGUAGCAGUCCCAAUUUGGAACGGCCAUCGUCGUAA